This is a messenger RNA of Vigna radiata var. radiata (mung bean), 1623 nucleotides long. RefSeq names its product mucin-5AC. The transcript has 5 exons. The record is from RefSeq and is a predicted model, not a curated record. Bases 41 to 1294 code for a protein of 417 amino acids. Gene Ontology annotation, molecular function: minor groove of adenine-thymine-rich DNA binding. NCBI's taxonomy places the organism in Eukaryota, Viridiplantae, Streptophyta, Magnoliopsida, Fabales, Fabaceae.
CACAGUCACAUUUUCAUCGGUUUCUUUGUGCAUUUGUAACAUGGCAGGGAGAGAUAAUUCCAGAAACAAAAUCCCAACUUGGUCUUCAGAUGUAAAAAUGAAGAAGAGGGGUAGGCCUCCAAAGUCAAAUCGAGGUCGAGGACGUCCUCCUUCUUCUCCUAGCCCUUCUGGAAAUCGAGGAUAUUGUCCUUCUCCUAGCUCUUCCGGAGUUCGAGGAUGUUCUCCUUCUCCUAGCCCUUCCCCAGUUCGACCAGAUACAGUUUCUAACGUUGGGACUGGAUCAGACUUAGUCCCUCACCAGCUCACUGUGAAUGUUGGGGAGGACUUGAUAGAAAAGGUAGCAGCAUUUGGUAAAAGAUCCUCUCAAACCGUUUGCAUACUUUCUUGUGUGGGUGCCAUAUCGAGCGUUGUCUUUCGCAAGCCAGGUGUUCCAAGUACUGAUACUGUGACGUGGGAGGGUCGCUUUGAUAUUUUGCAACUAUCUGGAAACUAUACCUUUGUCCCUGGUCAGGAUAAUGUGUAUGGAGGAAAUAACUGCUGGAACCUUACAAUAUCUGAUUGUCGUGGAGCAGUUUUUGGAGGUUCUGUUGUUGGGCCAAUGAUUGUGGCUACCCCUGUUUAUCUUAUUCUUGGCACUUUCAAGCUAGGGAGUGUGGAAAAACUAACAUCUGGACCCGAAUGUGCUACUGCUCCAACAUCCGGACCCGCAUGUGCUACUGCUCCAACAUCCGGACCCGCAUGUGCUACUGCUCCAACAUCUGAACCCGCCUGUUCUACUGCUCCAACAUCUGGACCUCUUCUCAUUCCUAAAACAGAGUAUGAAGAAUCAGAGAGUCUCACUACUCCUGUAACAGCUGAUAAAACUUCAGAGAGUCUCACUACUCCUAAAACAGCUGAUAAAACUUCAGAGUGUGUGACUACUCCUCAAACAGCUGAUAAAACUUCAGAGAGUGUCACUACUACUCCUAAAGCAACUGAUGAACCAACAGAAAAUGAUACUUCUACCACAGAAAAGGUUCCCGCAGGCGAAAAACAGAGUGUCACUCCUGAAAUAACUGAUAAACCGCAGGAGGAACUCAGUUCUGAAACAGUUGAUAAACCACCUGAGAAUGUCACUCCUUCAACAUCUGAUAAGCCACCUGAGGAGGAUGUCACUCCUGCAACAUCUGAUAAACCGCCUGAGAAUGUUUCUCCUGCUACAACUAGAAACUCACCAGAGGAUGUCGUUGCUUCAACAUCUGAUACAUCAUUACCUGCUUCGAUAAAGCAUAGCGGUGACAUGGAUUGCAGAUAAUGCAAACCAUCUCAGGCUAAAGAAUCUAGGGGGCCGCUGUAAAGGUGAAAUACUUUUUUUUUUUUUAGUUUUCUUAGGAGGAGAUCUUAGCUAGCUGAUAAGAAGCUUUGCAUUUUUUAGACAGGGGAAUUAACCUUUACCAUUUUGUUGUCUUUUGCUCCUACAGACAAUGCUGUAGUGGAUGAAACGUGUACAUUUGUCAAUGACAGUCUCAUGGCUCCUCUUACAAUAAUAUACAUUUUCAGAAAAAAAUUUAUAAUCAUAUUGAUUACCCUUUUUAAGAUUUAAACUAAUUAUUCGUCUUAAAAACAACUUGAUUAUUGUUUGCA